AUGGCCGAUGAAGAGUUUGGUUCCCUGUGGGACAGCGUGCCAUGGCAACAAUGGGACGACUCGCCAGACUUAUCGAGCCCGAAGAAGGCGGUCGGCUGGUACAAGCCGUCGGUGCCAUACGUGCAUGGAGGCCACGAGCUCCAGACUCUCGACGUCUGGCUUCCCUCCCCAUCGUCGUCUCCAUCAUCGCCAUCAUCACCAUCAUCAUCGGCACCUGCGGCAAAAGUGGAGCAGCACACGCCGGAGCAACUUCUCCUCUCUCGAAAGAACAACGGAGACAAAUGGUGGAUCGUCUACAUCCACGGCGGCGCAUGGUGCGACCCUGAUAUCCGCGCGGACUCGUUCGGCGCCACGUUGCACCAUCUCCUCAAAUUCCCGGAUUCGCUUCGUGACAUCGCGGGCGUCGUCUCGCUGAAUUAUACGCUCUCGCCUAGUCACCACCAUGGCGGGGCAACGCCAAGUCGUUCCGGGAAACAUCCUGAUCAUAUCGUGGACGUGCUGUGCGGGCUGGCCUUCGUCCAGAAAGUUACCGGUUUCGCGGAGAAUUACACCCUGGUGGGCCACAGCUGCGGCGCGACCUUGGCGUUUCAGGUGAUGAUGGACGUGGCGCGAUGGUCGUCGGCUUCAUCUCCUGAAGACCAGGCUGCCGCACACGUUCCGAAAGUCUGCAAACCUUGCGUGGUUAUCGGCCUGGACGGGCUAUACGACCUGCCAGGAUUGAUCAACGACCCGGGCGAUAAGCACGCGGGUUUGAUCCCGGCGUACGACGCCUUCACCAGAUCUGCGUUUGGCGACGACGAAAAUACAUGGUAUGAUGUCAGUCCUGUAUCUGUGAAGGACUGGGUGGAAGAAUGGGGCCCGGAGAAUGGCACCGUGGUGCUCGUGCAGAGUCAAGACGAUACCUUGGUCCCUUAUCGGCAGCUUGUGGGCAUGCAGGCAGCGUUGAAAUCUUCCAUAGGUGCUUCUAUCGGGGUCGUCGAGUUAUCUGCCUCAGGCGACCACGAUGAGCUGUGGCAGACUGGUGACCAGAUAGCGGGGAUUAUCGCCGAGGUCUUGAAGCGACGCGGCCGAUUGGAUCAGUGGUGA
Messenger RNA from Exophiala aquamarina CBS 119918, 1086 nucleotides. RefSeq lists its product as uncharacterized. Bases 1 to 1086 code for a protein of 361 amino acids. The transcript has a single exon. The record is from RefSeq and is a predicted model, not a curated record. Gene Ontology annotation, molecular function: arylformamidase activity. NCBI's taxonomy places the organism in Eukaryota, Fungi, Ascomycota, Eurotiomycetes, Chaetothyriales, Herpotrichiellaceae.